Molecule: messenger RNA, 1095 nt
Organism: Ophidiomyces ophidiicola
Lineage: Eukaryota; Fungi; Ascomycota; Eurotiomycetes; Onygenales; Onygenaceae
Gene: rrp4
Product: Exosome complex component rrp4
Exons: 2
Coding region: 1-1095 (364 amino acids)
Biological process (GO): poly(A)-dependent snoRNA 3'-end processing; exonucleolytic trimming to generate mature 3'-end of 5.8S rRNA from tricistronic rRNA transcript (SSU-rRNA, 5.8S rRNA, LSU-rRNA); U4 snRNA 3'-end processing
Cellular component (GO): nuclear exosome (RNase complex); cytoplasmic exosome (RNase complex)
Molecular function (GO): RNA binding
Source: RefSeq, a predicted model, not a curated record
AUGGCAAUUACAAUUCUUCCACCCGUUGUCGACGAGCCAUACACCUCUGAAAAUGACGAUGGCCAUAAUGACGCCGACUCUGACAUUGAAAUGGAGGAUGCUACCUCUCGUCCCGCUAAGAGGCCACGCCUCUCCAAAGGCACAAUAGUUACCCCAGGGGAAGUCGUCACAGAUGAUCCGCAAUGGAUGAGAGGCCAUGGCACAUUCACUCCAACACCCUUAUCGAGCACCAUCAUCGCGACCGUUGCCGGUACUAUCCUCAAAACCAAUAAACUCCUUUCCGUCUACCCCCUCCGCGCCCGCUACACCCCCGAAAUCGGCGACCUGGUAAUCGGUCGCAUCGUCGAAGUCCAAUCGCGUCGAUGGAAAGUUGACGUCGCAGCUCCUUUACUUGCCAAUCUUCCCCUUUCUGCGAUUAAUUUACCCGGUGGCAUCUUGCGCAAACGUACUACGGCAGACGAGCUCCAGAUCCGGUCAUUUUUUAACGAGGGCGAUCUCUUAGUAGCGGAGGUGCAGAGCGUGCAUCAGGAUGGUUCAGCGUCGCUGCAUACGCGUUCGUUAAAAUACGGGAAGCUACGUAAUGGCAUAUUUCUCGCUGUGGCUGGCAUGGGUGGUGCUGGCAUUGCGCGUGGGACCGGCGUCGUUCGGAGCCGCAGACAGGUCUGGACUGUUACAGGCGCCAAUGGCGGUUCUGACAUCGAAGUCAUUUUAGGCGUUAACGGGUAUAUCUGGAUAUCGAAGCGAUCGGACUCACUUGGGGCGGAUGAAGAUGGUGGAAUGGGCAUGUCGAUUACUCGGCUGGAGGAUAUGGUUUCGGGCACGAUGUACUCGAGCCAGAAUGAUGAGAUUUCUCUUGCGACAAGAAGAGAGAUCGCAAGGCUGGCUGGAUGUAUAAGAGUAUUAGUGCAAGGUGGGAUCAAGGUUGAUGAAGAUACUGUUAUGAAAGCCUACAUGGUGAGCUUGGACGUGGAGCUUGAGACCGGUGUUGAAGACAGUGAUGAUGAAGAUGAGAAGCACGGUACGAAAAGGGAGGGGAGGGAUUACUUGGGCGGUGAGCGAGCAGCUAGGAUUCUAGAUGCCGUCCUUGAUCGGUGA